UUUGACGAUCAAUGCCAGGAAUUCAUCGCGCAAAUAAGUGCUCUCGUAAAUUUGCUUGAGAAUUUCGGGAUGAAUAUUCCAAGUUUUUCGUUGUGAAAUGACCAACGAAUGAUUCCCGAGUCCGUCAUGAAUGGAAAUUACAGAGCUACGUCCAAGGACCCGACUCCAUCGUGGUGCAACUUGACUGAAUAUGUCCCAGGAUACACGGGACACUGUCCGGGGCUUCGUCAAGUCUUCGGUGUCACGUACGGGGAAGCAACCAGGAAGUUGAUACGGCAAAGGCGGUCUCAGUCGGCGCCAGGGAACCGUUUGCGUCGGUCGCGGGAGUCCUCCGGAAUCCCGACGUCGGCCACCACGUGUUUCAACGUGACGACGUCGUCGCCGCCGCCACCGCCGCCACCGUGGUUCCCGACGAACCUGGUUCUCCUCAAUGCCCAGUCCGACUCGGAUGAUCAGCGCAGUACGUCGUCGAAAAGCGACGGCGGGUCGACGCCAACUGGCGUCCCGAUGACGUCCCGAAGUGUCGUCAAGGAAGCAAUUAUCGGGUACACGGGUCAGUAA
Messenger RNA from Notodromas monacha, 561 nucleotides. The record is from the annotation of a GenBank genome assembly. Lineage: Eukaryota; Metazoa; Arthropoda; Ostracoda; Podocopida; Cyprididae.